CGCUUCUUCUCAAAUUUGUGCAGCUGUCCUGUUGAGCGCUGCAUUUGGAUUUCUGCCAUGGAGGAUAUGUUGUCAUUCUGGGAUGUGGCAAUAUAUUUCUCUGCAGAGGAGUGGGAUUGCCAAGGUCCUGCUCAGUGGGAUCUGUACAGGGAUGUGACAUUGGAGAAUUACAGCAACCUUGUGUUCCUGGGUCUUGCUUCUUCUAAGCCAUACCUGGUCACAUUUCUGGAACAAAUACAAGAGCCUUCAGAUGUGAAGAGACAAGCGGCCAUCACUGUGCACCCAGGGGGAAAAUGCUAUACAUGCAAAGAAUGUGGCAAAGGCUUUGAACAUAAAAAAGUAUAUCAGAAUCACUGGAGAAUUCAUUUAAGAGUGAAGUCCUACAAGUGUGAAGAAUGUGGCAAGUCCUUCCAUUUUCCAUCGUUACUUUCUGCACACAAAAGAAAGCAUACAGGAGAAAAACUCUACAGUUCUGAAGAUAGUGGCAAGGACUUCCAUUGUCCAUCAUUACUUUCUCAAAACAAGAUUGUUCAUACAGAAGAAAAACCUUACAAAUGUGAAGACUGUGGCAAGGGCUUCCAUUAUCCAUCAAGACUUUCUGACCACAAGAAAAUUCAUACAGGAGAGAAGCCACACAAGUGUGAAAUAUGUGGCAAGGCCUUUGAUUAUCCAUCAAGACUUUCCAACCAUAAGAGAAUUCAUACAGGAGAGAAACCCUACAAAUGUGAAUUAUGUGACAAAACCUUCCAUGAUCCAUCAAAACUUUCUCAACACAAAAUAAUUCAUACAGGAGAAAAGCCCUACAAAUGUGAAGUUUGUGGCAAGACCUUCCAUUACCCAUCCAUACUUUCUAAACAUAAAAUAAUUCAUACAGGAGAAAAGCCCUACAAAUGUGAAGUUUGUGGCAAGACCUUCCAUUACCCAUCCAUACUUUCUAAACAUAAAAUAAUUCAUACAAAAGAGAAUCUCUGCAAGUGUGAUAUAUGUGGCAAGGCCUUCCAUUAUCCAUUAUUACUUUCUCAACACAAAAUUGUUCAUACAGGGAAAAAACCCUACAAAUGUGAAAACUGCGAUAAGUCCUUCCAUUAUCCAUCAAAACUUUCCAGACAUAAGAAAACUCACACAGGAGAAAAACCAUACAAGUGUGAAGUAUGUGGCAAGGAUUUCUAUUAUCCAUCCAGACUUUCUAAACACAAGAUAGUUCAUACAGAAGAAAAUCCCUACAAGUGUGAAGUAUGUGGCAAGGCUUUCGACUAUCCAUCAAGACUUUCAAACCAUAAGAAAAUUCAUACAGAAGAGAAACCAUACAAGUGUGAAGUAUGUGGAAAGGCCUUCUGUUUUUUAUCAUCUCUUCAUAAACACAAGAUAAUUCACACAGGAGAGAAACCCUACAAGUGUGACAUAUGUGGCAAGGCCUUCGGUUCUCCAUCAAGACUUUCCAAAAAUAGUAAAACUCAUACAGGAGAGAAACCCUACAAGUGUGAAGUAUGUGGCAAGGCCUUCCAUUGUCCAUCAAUACUUUCUGUACACAAGAGAAUUCAUACUGGAGAAAAACCCUACAAGUGUGAAGUAUGUGGCAAGGCCUUCAAUAUCCCAUCAAAACUUUCUCAUCACAAUCGAAUUCAUACAAGAGAGAAACCAUACAAAUGUGAAGUUUGUGGUAAGGCCUUCCAUUACCCAUCAAGACUUUCCAAACAUAAGAAAAUUCAUACAGGAGGGAAUCCCUACAAUGCUGAAAUGUGUAGCAAGGGCUUCAAUUAUCCAUCAAGGCUUUCCGAACAUAAGAAACUUACUACAGAAGAGAAACCAUGCAAGUGUGAAGUAUGUGGAAAAGUCUUUCACUUUCUAUCAUUACUUACGAUACAUAAGAGAAUUCAUACUGGAGAAAAACCCUACAAGUGUGAAAUAUGUGGCAAGGACUUCCAUUAUCCAUCAUUACUUUCUUUUUUUUUUUUUGUUUUUUUGUUUUUUUUUUCUUUCCAUUUUUUAUUAGGUAUUUAGCUCAUUUACAUUUCCAAUGCUAUACCAAAAGUCCCCCAUACCCACCCACCCCCACUCCCCUACCCGCCCACUCCCCCUUUUUGGCCCUGGCGUUCCCCUGUUCUGGGGCAUAUAAA
This is a messenger RNA of Mus musculus (house mouse), 2117 nucleotides long. It is a transcript of the gene Zfp457, whose product is annotated as zinc finger protein 457. Gene Ontology annotation, biological process: negative regulation of DNA-templated transcription; regulation of DNA-templated transcription. Lineage: Eukaryota; Metazoa; Chordata; Mammalia; Rodentia; Muridae. Gene Ontology annotation, cellular component: nucleus. The record is from RefSeq and is marked validated. The transcript is spliced from 4 exons. Gene Ontology annotation, molecular function: sequence-specific DNA binding. Bases 58 to 2001 code for a protein of 647 amino acids.